Molecule: messenger RNA, 1256 nt
Organism: Rana temporaria (common frog)
Lineage: Eukaryota; Metazoa; Chordata; Amphibia; Anura; Ranidae
Product: very-long-chain 3-oxoacyl-CoA reductase-B-like
Exons: 11
Coding region: 136-1224 (362 amino acids)
Cellular component (GO): endoplasmic reticulum
Molecular function (GO): oxidoreductase activity
Source: RefSeq, a predicted model, not a curated record
UAAAAAAAAUCUGGUCGGACAUUGUAACACUUUGGUGGGCACCUAAUCACCCAAUAAGAAUGUUGGCGUUUUUUCACCGUUAUCCAGCUGAAUUUUGCUUUGCUUCUGUUAAUUUUUUACCCAUUCAUAAUUGAAAUGUUUAACUAUCUAUCAUCUGCCUCUGUACUAGAGGACAGUCUGGAUGUGACACCGUGCACGAGACCUGAGAGUAAGAAGAUAUUAUCACCUGGGAGAGGCAACCACAACCUCACCGACAGGACAGCUGAAAUGAAGGACUCCAUGCUCUACCAGGGACUGGCCCUGCUGGGCUUCCUGACUCUGUCCCAUCUGGUCCUCACACAGUCCUGCAAGCUGCUAAAGGGGUUCAGAGUCCACGUCCUUUCUCGAUGGUGGAGGAAGGACCUCAAGAAGUACGGGGGGUGGGCAGUGAUAACGGGAGCUACAGACGGCAUCGGAAAAGCCUACGCAGAAGAGCUAGCCAGGAGGGGCUUCAAUGUGGUCCUCAUCAGCCGGACACUGGAAAAGCUUGAGAAAGUGUCGAGAGAGAUCGAGCGUCAGACUCAGCAAAAGACCCGAAUCAUCCAGGCUGAUUUUACGAAAGGACUGGAGAUCUACUCCAACAUUGAGGAGUGUUUGAAGGACCUGGACAUUGGAGUGCUGGUGAAUAAUGUCGGGAUAACAUUUGCCCGCAAAUCAACACCAUUUCUCGGCACCCCCGAUUUAGGCAAGAAACUGAGUGACAUCGUUAACUGCAACAUGCUAUCGGUACUCCAGAUGACCAGAAUUGUGCUUCCAGGAAUGUUUUUAAGGAAGAAAGGUCUGAUAAUAAACCUGUCUUCUGAGGCUGGAGCUCGUCCAUAUCCAUAUAAGACUGUGUACAGCUGUACCAAGGGUUUUGUUGAUUACUUCUCCCGUGCUCUGAAUGCAGAAUGUCAGCGUAAAGGAGUGACGGUACAGUGUGUGAUGCCGUUGCUGGUCUCCACCAACUUGACAGAGAACAUGAAGACUGGCAUCUUUGUGAAGACCGCAGAGGAUUUUGCCAGGGAAGCGCUGAACACGGUCGGGCUGACCAAUAGGACGAGUGGCUGUCUCUCCCACUCCAUCCAGAGUUACCUUCUUGACAAAAUUCUACCUGAUGCCCUUCUCAGCUCCAGCCUCCUGCCACCACCUGAUGAGGACUGGGAAAACAAACUGGGAGAAACCACCAAACCAAAGAACCAGUAGCAGUUUGCAAUUUUAUUAUCUGUUAAAAAAAA